Molecule: messenger RNA, 666 nt
Organism: Hyposmocoma kahamanoa
Lineage: Eukaryota; Metazoa; Arthropoda; Insecta; Lepidoptera; Cosmopterigidae
Exons: 1
Coding region: 1-666 (221 amino acids)
Source: RefSeq, a predicted model, not a curated record
AUGCAGCGAUCACCACCUAAGUGUCCAUCAAAUCCCGAUCUAUCAACAUAUGAUAAUGAAGCCAAUAUAAAUACGCGAAAGCGUAAACAAUUUGACGGGUUUCAAACAAGUAAUUUGGAUGAGAAACUUAGCGAGAUGGUGACCUCCUCGGUACAAACUGUAAUGACCGCCGAAGUAAACAAAAUUUUAUCUGCAAUAUCGGGACUGAGUAAGGAUAACGCCAGCAUCAAGGAAUCCCUAAAAGAGUGUAAUACCAGACUCGGGGAUAUUGAUAAAUCUCUAAACGCUAUGGAUGAGCGCCGGGAUUCCUUUGAUGGGCGUCUGAAAAUUUUAGAAGAGUACGUUGGCGAUUAUCCUUCUAGCUCUGAAAAAAUAAUAAUGCUGGAAAAUAAAUUGGCACUGAUGGAACAACAGGCGCGAGAAAACAACAUCGAAAUUUGUAACGUGCCUGAAAAGCGAGGAGAAAAUUUGAUAACUAUUUUCACUCAUCUGGGAGGUAUAAUAAAUUAUAAAAUUAGUCCAACGGAUAUAACAUCUUUACAUCGAGUGCCCCAUGCCAACACAAAGGACUCUAGACCUAAAAAUAUUAUAGUAAAAUUCGCCUCCAGAAUGACUCGUGACAAUUUUAUUGCGGCCUUCCGCUCCAAAGAAGGAUAUUACUUCUGA